AUGUAAUUAAACCAUAGCUUAAUAUAAUCAUAAAGAUGUAUAAGACAUUUUGAUGAAAAAAGUUUUGAUUAUUCAGAUUAGAAAGGAUCUUCGAUCAAAAUGAAAAAGUAUUACAAAUCAAACUAGGGCAUUUUUUUAUAAUGUUCUAUUUAAAAAUAAUAAUUAUCAAUAUUUUUGGAAUGGCUUACUUUUCUUUGCAUUGAUUGAUUUUGAGUAAAUUAGAAUAUCAGAAUUAUCAUGUAUAAAGAAUUAUAUUAAAGAUAAUGGUUCUAUAUUGGCAAUAUCAGAUUAAAGAGUUAAUACUAAAUUAUUGAUAAAUCAUCAAGUUUUAUAUCUAAUAAUUGAAGAAUAGGAUCAGGAAUUUAAAUUUAAAAUUUAAUAAUUAAAUUUUCAAAUACAAAAAUCAUAAAUAAUCCUGCAUCUUAUAAAGUAGGUGGAUUAUAUUUUUAAGAAGAUUCCUAGAGAUUUACUAUUCAAUCUACAUUAAAUAUUUAUAAUUCAGCAGAGUAUGCAGGUAGAAUAUAUUCAAAUGAAAAUAGCAAUUUAAAUAAAAAUAAUUUAGUUUAAUCUCUUCUCUUAUUUAAUAAUGUUAAAUUGGCUUCCAAUAAUAUUAAUGAAUUACCUUAACAUUUGUCUUUAUCAAUAAAUUAAAUAGAAAUACAAUUUCAAUAAAGAAUAAUUGAAAAUCAUCAUUUCAAGUCUUACAAUUAAAUCCAUAUAAAAUAAUAUCUUAAGGUUAAGUUAUAUCAACUAAUAUUUUAUUUAUUCAAGUGGUUAUUAAAUAUAGAAUUUUGAACUUUAUAAUCCUAUUCAUUUGAAAUUAUCAUCAUAUAUUACUGAAUUCAAAAUAAAUUUUAAGAAUUGA
Messenger RNA from Paramecium pentaurelia, 865 nucleotides. Lineage: Eukaryota; Ciliophora; Oligohymenophorea; Peniculida; Parameciidae. The record is from the annotation of a GenBank genome assembly.